AUGGCGUCGGUAGACGGGUUUCAGGUCCCUUCGGACGAUGAUUACGACGCCCUAUACCAGAUAUUCAACCAGUAUUGCUGGUGCGUGCUCGACCUGAUCAUGCUGUUCGUAGUAGCGAAGACAGGGACUUGGUUUAUCAGCCUCGGCACGGCGCGCGAGGUGGACGAGAUGGACAACAUCAAGUUCGUGCGAUUCUGUCGCGACCUAGGGAUCAUCGCGCACGCGGGAGGCGGCGCGGGGCUGCACGUCACGGACGUCGACCUGCUCUUCGUCACCAUCAAGCCGCGCGUGAGCCCCGCGACGCCGCGUAUCGAAUCCGACAAUGUGUGGGUGUUCUGCUUGCCGCGCGUGUGCGUGCAGGGCCGCAAGAAGCUGACGUUUGACAACUUCUGCGACGCCGUGGCCGUCAUGGCCGACAAGCUGGGCGUCACCCGCACCGACCUCAUCCGCCAGGUGCGACCUCAUCCGCCAGGUGCGACCUCAUCCGCCAGGUGCGACCUCAUCCGCCAGGCCAUCGCCAUGGACCUGCCGCAGCCCGCGCUGACGUCAGCGACGCGCCACUCCAUGACGCUCUCCCACCACGUCUCCUCGUCGCUCCUCGCGUCACACCACACCCUCUCCUCCGCACACUCGCGCCGCCUCUCCCUCCCUCACCCCGCCGCCGGGCACGCUGCUUCCGCGCACGCUGCUUCCGCGCACGUUGCCUCCGCGCACGCUGGGUACACCCACGCGGCGUCCGCGCACGCUGCGCCCGCCUCCCCCGCCGCCCUCGCGCCCCUCGCCGCCCACACGUCCUAUCCGCUCAGGGAGGGCCGGGGCGGACGACCCGCUGCUGGUGGCGCUAGUGGUUCCGCUGGGGGUUUCGGGGGAGGGGGGGGUGGCGCGGGGGACAUAGUGCCGCCUGGCGACGAUUUUCCCCCGAGGCUGAGGCUUAUCCGCACGCGCUCGCUAGAGGCGGAGGAGCACACGCGCACUGCUGCUGGCGGGUUCGAUGCAUGCCGGCCAGAGCCGCUGAGUGAGCUGAGGUCAUCACUGUCGGAUCACAACUCGCAUGAAGGCAGGGCGAUGGGCGGAAGGGAGAAGGGCGAGAGGGGGGCGGAGGGGGGGCAGCAGGUCGGGGGAAAUGGUGCGGGGAGGGGUGCAGGCGAGCGGAAUGAGAACUCGCAGGGCGGGGAGCUGUAUGCGCAGAGGCAAGCAGUUGCGGGAGGCAGGAAUAACGAGGCACUGGGGUAUUUGCACGGUGGGGAGGAAGUGGUUGCGAGAGGAGGGUAUGCGCAGGGGAUUGCUAAUGAUAACGAUGGGGACAGCAGUGGCGUGGGCUGGACGGAUGGCGCCAUGGGGCGAGUGGUGGUGUCCGCUGUGGCAGCAGCAGCAGAGGAAUCGAGGCAGGGCCGCAGGGGCCAGGCAGGAGGGGUAGUGGGAGGAGGCGCGCAGCAGUAUGAUGAUGAUGGAAACAGCAGCACGGGUGGGCGACUAUCUAAUGAGGACCCGGCAGCAGCAGCAGCGGAGGGCGCGGUGGCGAGUCUCAUGUUCUUCGACGCCUUCCGCUUCUUCUCCCUCCCCCACUUUGCUCGCCACCACUUCGUUCCCCUGGCGCAGUGCGGCAGGCAUCAGCUGCAGGGGCUGCCGCCGCCGCGCAUGGACAGCAUUCGAUUCAUCAAGAUGUGCAAGGAGACCGCCAUCCUUGACGCCCGCUUCACCACCACCAGUGCGGACAUCAUAUUCAGCAAGGUGACACGCGGCAGUGAGCGGAAACUCUCCGUCUACACGCUGGCCGCUGCGCUGCGCCUCAUCGAGGCAGAGAAAGGCCUCGCCCCGCCCGCUCUAGAGCGCAUCAUCAUCGCCCACUUCCUCGCCCACUUCUGUUCAAAUUACUCCCUCGCUUUUUCCUUCGUCUCCAAUUCCUGCGCGACGACAUUCCAGGGCGAGAUGUUUGGAGUGGGGCGUCGCUUAGCGGUGCGCCUGCUGGUGGGGGGCAUGGACGGCGCGUCCGGCACGGAGCAGUCAUCGGACGGGCGAGAGGUGUGGGAGCGGCGUGCACAGCGAGUGGGAGUGCACAAGAGUGCGUCGGAGGCCAACAUCAGGGGAGCCGCGUUGCGGGGCGGAUUUGUGUUGGCGGACUCCAUGGGGGCGUUGGCGGGCGCGGACAGCGGCAAGUGGGUGAACGGCGGGUCGGCAAUGUUUGAGGCGCAGCGGAGCGCGGAGCAGGAGGAGCUGGCAUACCUGGGCAUGGAGGCAGAGCGCAUCCAGCGUAGCGGCGUCAUCGACAUCGUGAAUGAUGACGAUUGCAGCGGCGGUGGCAGCGGCAGCGGCGGCGGUGGCGGUGGCGGCGGCAGCGGCGGCUUCCCCAAACACCUUAGCUGGAACUACCGCGGGCUGGACAUCACCCCCAAAGGCAGCAGUCGCGCGCAGGCAGGCGGCGACAGGGAUAGCGGGGUCGGGGUGGAGGCGGUGCUGGCGUCGUGGGCGCAGGAGAGGCGCGAGUUGGAGGGCCAGGUGGGCGCACUGAAGGCGGAGCUGAAGCGCAAGGAGAGAGAGCUCAAGGCGGCGGGCAAGGGCAAGGCAGCGGCAGGCAGGGAGGUGGAUGCGGUGUGGGGGCAGGUGAGCGCGCUGGAGGCACAGCUGCAGGAGGUGCAGGGCGACAAGUCGGCGCUCGAGAAGGAGAUCGAGGGGCUGCGCGCGCUGCACGUGUCGCGUGCGCGUGAGUCGGGGGAUGGAGCGGGCGGGCGGGCGGCCGAUGUGGAGAUGGCGGGCAUGCUGAAGAUGGUGGGCGACUUCUCCCGCCGACUCGCUCUUGCGGACGACGCCGUACGACGCGCCGAGGCAAAGAACGACGAUUUGUCGGAGCGCUUGAAGGCGAGCGAGGCAGAGUUGCGUGGAACGAGGGAGGCGCUGCGCACGGCACAGGAAGACCGGGAUGCACUGGCAGCGGAGAUGAAGGAGGCACUGGACACAUGGGCGUGGACUGGCUGUGCACACCCCGCUCCUGCUGCUGCCACCCCUGGCAGAGGGGGCAGCAGCGGCAGCGGUGCCAUGGGUAUGGGCGCAUCAAGCACGUCGGCAUGGAAGGGGUUGCCGUGGGCUGAGCACACGGGGCAAGGCAUGGCGCGGAACGGCAUCCCAAGUGUUGACGAUGGCAGGGAUGGCAUGCAGCAGUGGCAGCAGCGCGUACGGGAUAUUGCUGGUGCGAGCCAGUGGGGAAGGGGUGGGUAUGGUGCUGGUGGUGGCGUGAGCCGGCCACCCCGAGACCUCAAGAUGCGACCAGGUGCAGUUUGA
Closterium sp. Yama58-4 is the source of this 3276-nucleotide messenger RNA. NCBI's taxonomy places the organism in Eukaryota, Viridiplantae, Streptophyta, Zygnematophyceae, Desmidiales, Closteriaceae. The record is from the annotation of a GenBank genome assembly.